CCGUAUCUCACCGGACCAGAAUCCAGAUUUGGAUUCAAAUCUGUAAACCCGAUCCGAUCAGACUUCGAGUUGGCGUGCCCUUUUCCUGCGUUUUCUUUUCUAGGGUUUUGCGAUUGAGAGCGGCAGCCAUGGCGGAGUCCAGCAGAGAACUCCUGGAUCAACCUUCGAGACCCUCAGUCCUCGAGACCCUUCUUUUGGGGAGCACGGAUUCUGCGCCCAAAAUCCCACGGAACAAUGCCCAAGUCGAAGGGAACGAGGAAGGAAUGCCUCUCACAACUGCAGUCCCUAAAAGCCAAGUUCUUGGAAAAGUGAAAGAUUUUUUAGGAAAUAUGGCUAAAGCUAAUGAAAAAUUGGAGCUUGAUGCACAAAAGAAUUCUCGUGCAGACUAUGAUAUAGAAGUUCUUAGUGGGAAUGAAAAAGAGUACAUUGAGAUGGAUUUGCUUUUGGGUGUUGCUGACCUCCAUACUGCUGAUGCUGUGGCAGCAGCUGAGUCCACGGUAGGUGGCUUUCGACCAACCAUGCACUCUGCUAGCAGCAGCUCCUCUGAGACAGAAGAUGAUACUGAUGAUGAUAAUAAUGAUAGUGGCAUUGAGGACACAACUACAUGUAAAUUAGACAAGCUUAAGAAAUCGAAUCCUGAAAAUGAUGAGUCAUUGCAUAAAAAUAAGCCAAAUAAGCGACCAAAGAUUGUUGUCCUCGACUGAUGUGGUUGUGUUUUACAGUGAGUGUUUCAUAGAGAACCAGAAUAUAGUGGUCGUCAAAGAGCAGCAGCUUCGGUCAUUACUUAAUGCUCUGCACAACCAUGAGUUUCUUUGUUUUUUUUGUUUGGAACAACUUCAACCAUGAGUUAACGUAUGAAUUUUUUUGUGUCCUUUUUUAAGUAUAUUGUGCUUCUU
Elaeis guineensis (African oil palm) is the source of this 896-nucleotide messenger RNA. RefSeq lists its product as uncharacterized. Gene Ontology annotation, biological process: box C/D snoRNP assembly. NCBI's taxonomy places the organism in Eukaryota, Viridiplantae, Streptophyta, Magnoliopsida, Arecales, Arecaceae. Gene Ontology annotation, molecular function: box C/D methylation guide snoRNP complex binding. The record is from RefSeq and is a predicted model, not a curated record.